This is a messenger RNA of Vicia villosa (hairy vetch), 3216 nucleotides long. RefSeq lists its product as uncharacterized. Lineage: Eukaryota; Viridiplantae; Streptophyta; Magnoliopsida; Fabales; Fabaceae. The transcript has 4 exons. Gene Ontology annotation, biological process: DNA repair; telomere maintenance. Gene Ontology annotation, molecular function: DNA helicase activity. The coding region runs from base 1 to 3216 and encodes 1071 amino acids. The record is from RefSeq and is a predicted model, not a curated record.
AUGUUACUUCCUCCGUUCCUUUUUAAGUACUUAAGAGCUGACAUGUACAAGGGGUUAACUGAAUCUAUUUUCAAAGGAGAAACUGAUCCAGCUACUGUUGGAAAGAGAAUUGUUUUGCCAUCUUCUUUUGUCGGUGGAGCAAGAUAUAUAAUUCAAAACUAUCAAGAUGCUAUGGCUAUAUGUUCUUGGGUUGGAUAUCCUGAUUUGUUCAUCACGUUUACGUGUAAUCAUAAAUGGCCUGAACUGGUUGAUUUUUUAAAGAUAUAUUGUCUCAAACCAGAGGAUCGACCCGACUUAGUUAGUCGGUUGUUCAAAAUUAAACUUAACCACCUGAUAAAAGACAUUAAGAAGGGGGAUAUUUUUGGCAAAGUCAAAGCAGUGAUAUAUACUAUUGAAUUUCAAAAGCGUGGACUGCCACAUGCACACAUAUUGGUUUUCUUGCAACCAAGUUAUAGGUUCGUCCAACCUCAUGAGAUUGACAAAAUAAUAUCUGUUGAGAUUCCAGAUAAGGAUAGAGAUCCAGAGCUGUAUAAGAUUGUAUCUUCGCUUAUGAUACAUGGUCCAUGCGAUGCUCAAAAUAGAAACUCUCCUUGCAUGCAAAAAGGCAAGUGCACCAAACGGUUUCCACGAAAAUUUGUUGAUGCUACAGUUAUUGACGCUGAAGGUUAUCCUAUCUAUAGAAGAAGGGAUGAUGGAGGGUUUAUUCAAAAAGGCGAAUCAUUUGUUGAUAAUAGAUAUGUUGUUCCAUAUAAUAAACAGUUGUUGUUGAAAUAUAAUGCUCAUAUCAAUGUUGAGUGGUGCAAUCAGUCAAGAUCUAUUAAAUAUUUGUUUAAAUAUGUCAACAAAGGACAUGAUCGUGUUACAAUUGGAUUUUACACGGGUGCUAAUGAUAAAGAUAAUGCCGAGCUCAUUGAUGAAAUAAAGAUGUAUUAUGACUGUAGAUAUCUAUCAGCAUGUGAAGCUUCUUGGAGGAUAUUUUCGUUUGAUAUCAAUUACAGGGAGCCAUCGGUUGAAAGACUGAGUUUUCAUCUUGAGGACGAGCAAUGCGUUAUUUUUCCAGAUGAUGCUUCAAUUGAAGAGGUAGUCAAUAAACCACAUAUAGACUCCACCAAAUUUUUGGCAUGGAUGGAUGCUAACAAAAAAUAUCCUGAAGCAAGAAAUCUUACAUACAGUGAGUUUCCUACAAAGUUUGUAUGGAAAGAAAAGGAGCAUCGAUGGACUCCACGUCAAAGGGGUUUUUCAGUUGGAAGACUGCAUUAUGCGGCACUUGGAUCUGGACAAUUAUUCUAUUUGAGAACUUUGUUGAAUUAUGUGAAAGGUCCUACAUCUUAUGAUGAUAUCAAAACAGUUAAUAAUAUAAAGCAUAACACUUUCAAGGAUGCUUGCUUUGCCUUAGGAUUGUUGGACGAUGACAAAGAGUUUGUAGAUGCAAUUAUGGAGGCGAGUCAUUGGGGUACCGGGAGCUUUUUACGCAGUUUAUUUGCCACUCUGUUAGUGUCAAAUCAAAUAAGUCGACCAGAUUUUGUUUGGAAUAAGACAUGGGAGUAUUUGUCUGAUGAUAUUUUGCACCGACAGAGACAAUUAUUGUCUUUUCAUGACUUGGUCUUGACUGUUGAUCAAUUGAAGAGUUAUGCUUUGGCUGAAAUUGAGAUUUUAUUGCAAAGUAAUAACAAAAGCUUGGAAGAUUAUCCUGAGAUGCCUCAACCAGAUAGAGCAUUGUUACGCGAGAGGCAAAAUAGAUUGAUUUAUGAUGAGUUGAAUUAUGACAGGCGGUCACUGUUAGAAGAGCAUCGUAAUUUGAUGUCAACAAUGACAACUGAACAAAUGAGAAUAUAUGAAAGGAUCAUGAAAAGGAUCAAUGAAAAUAGAUCGGGACUUUUUUUUCUAUAUGGUUAUGGAGGAACCGGAAAAACUUACAUUUGGAGAGCAAUGUCUGCAGCAAUAAGAUCAAGGGGUGAGAUUGUUCUAACCGUCGCAUCGAGUGGUAUAGCUUCUUUGCUAAUUCCGGGUGGAAGAACUGCACACUCAAGAUUUGCCAUCCCUAUAGAAGUUCAUGAAUGCUCGACGUGUAAUAUCGCUCCAAAAGACCCUUUAGCUGAGUUAAUACGUCGUGCAAAGUUAAUAAUAUGGGAUGAAGCCCCUAUGAUGCACAAGCAUUGUUUUGAAGCUGUUGAUCGUACUUUUCAAGAUAUAAUGCAAAAUAAAAAUAUCCCAUUUGGCGGAAAAGUAGUUGUUUUGGGUGGAGAUUUUCGUCAGAUCCUUCCUGUUAUCCCUAAAGGAACAAGACACGAAGUUGUGCAUUCAACUAUAAAUUCUUCUCAUCUUUGGAGUUAUUGUGAAGUGCUUACACUGACCACUAAUAUGAGACUUCUGACUGGAGGUAUAGAUGCUGACAUUGAAGAGAGAAAGAGUUUUUCGGAAUGGAUAUUGGGAAUUGGCGAUGGAAGUAUUGGAGAUGCUAAUGACGUAGAUAUCACAGUGCAGAUACCACGUGAUUUGUUGAUUCCUAGCUUUGGAGAUCCACUUUCAGCUAUUGUGGAAAGCACGUAUCCAAAUCUUUUACACAACUUGAAUGAUCUGUCUUUUUUUCAAGAGAGGGCAAUAUUAACUCCUAAAAAUACCAUUGUUGAUGCCCUCAAUGAUUAUAUAUUGGAUUUAAUACCUGGAGAAGAAAAAACUUAUUUGAGUUAUGAUUCUCCAUGUAAUGCUAGGUCAGACAUUAACACGCCAGAUGAUGUGCAUACUCCUAAAUUUCUAAACACCAUUGUAUCUUCAGGAUUACCAAAUCACAAGUUGAAAUUAAAAGUUGGAGUCCCAGUAAUGUUGAGAAAUAUUGACCAGUCGUUGGGAUUGUGCAAUGGCACCCGAUUGAUAAUUACAAAAAUGGGAAGAUAUGUCCUUGAAGGUAAGAUUAUAUCAGGUAACAAUGUUGGUCAUAAGAUUUUUAUUCCAAGGUUAUCACUGACUCCAACCGAUAAAAGAAUCCCUUUCAAAUUUCAACGUCGGCAAUUUCCAUUGACUGUAUCAUUUGCUAUGACAAUCAACAAGAGUCAAGGUCAGUCACUUAAAUAUGUAGGAGAAUAUCUUCCCCAGUCAAUUUCUUCUCAUGGGCAAUUAUAUGUUGCAUUGUCAAGAGUUACUUCAAAGAAAGGCUUAAAGAUACUGAUAACCAACGACGAAGGUGAAGAUACAAAUGUAACUCAGAAUGUCGUUUAA